CGUACGCAAGAUAGAAGAAGGCAACCAUGUCGAUCCGCAACUUGACAACUGCUGCUAAAUUUCUGACCAAAGGUCUAAGGCCUGGCAAUGUGUUGGCCGGAACUGGAUGUCGAGCCAUAUCCCACUAUCCGAUUGAUGAAUCGAUUUUUGGACUAACCGAGGAACAGCAGCAGUUACGUCAGACAGUGUUCAAUUUUGCGCAAAAAGAAUUGGCCCCCUUUGCACAGGAGAUCGAUAAGCAGAAUGAGUUCAAAGACCUCCGCAACUUUUGGAAGAAGAUGGGCGAUCUCGGUCUCCUUGGUCCCACCGUGCAGCCGGAAUACGGUGGCCUUGGUGGAACCUAUCUGGAUCAUUGCGUUAUCAACGAGGAAAUCUCCCGCGCUUCCGGAGCAAUUUCUCUGUCCUACGGAGCUCAUUCGAACCUGUGCGUCAACCAAAUCCAUCGCAACGGAACAGAGGAACAGAAGGUCACCUACCUGCCGAAGCUGAUCUCCGGAGAACACAUCGGUGCGUUGGCCAUGUCUGAAGUAGGAUCCGGAAGUGAUGUCGUUUCCAUGAAGACAAAGGCUGAAAAGAAGGGUGACUACUACGUGCUGAACGGAAAUAAAUUCUGGAUCACCAACGGCCCCGACGCCGACACGUACAUCAUCUAUGCGAGAACGGACUCCAGCGCGAAACCUCAGCACGGAAUUACGGCGUUUAUUGUCGAGCGAGAUACCCCUGGCUUCUCGCGAGGACCCAAGUUGGAUAAACUUGGCAUCCGAGGCAGUGGAACAUGUGAACUGAUCUUCGAAGAUGUGAAGAUUCCUGCUAAGAACAUUCUCGGAGCACUGAACAAGGGUGUCUAUGUGCUCAUGUCCGGCUUGGAUUACGAGCGAUUGGUGCUGGCUGCCGGACCGGUCGGACUGAUGCAAGCGGCCUGUGAUGUAGCCUUCGAGUACGCUCACAGCCGAAAGCAAUUCAACACCCGUAUCGGUGAAUUCCAGCUGAUCCAGGGUAAAAUGGCUGACAUGUAUACGACCAUGAACGCUUGCCGAGCUUACCUGUACUCGGUGGCCCGGUCUUGCGAUAUGGGCAAGGCGAACCCGAAGGAUUGCGCCGGAGUCAUACUGUACUGCGCGGAAAAGGCGACCCAGAUUGGGCUGGAUGCUAUUCAGAUUCUGGGUGGAAACGGAUACAUCAACGACUACCCUGCCGGACGUAUUAUGCGUGAUGCCAAGCUGUACGAAAUUGGGGCCGGUACGUCGGAAAUCCGCCGGAUGAUUAUCGGACGUGCUCUCAACAAUGAGUACAAGUAGACUGCGGGUGGAAAAAUGACGACCGAAGGGUUUGCGGGUAGUAGAUAAACAACUCAGAUAUAUUUCACGUAAAACGUGAAUCGUAACGAAUGUGCAUUUAGACAAAGCAGUGCCUUAUAUUUUUACCAUAGUAAGACUAAUGAAGCAGCUUCUUCUUAUUUCGAUUGAUUUUUUUU
Molecule: messenger RNA, 1474 nt
Organism: Ochlerotatus camptorhynchus
Lineage: Eukaryota; Metazoa; Arthropoda; Insecta; Diptera; Culicidae
Product: isovaleryl-CoA dehydrogenase, mitochondrial
Exons: 3
Coding region: 27-1298 (423 amino acids)
Biological process (GO): L-leucine catabolic process
Cellular component (GO): mitochondrion
Molecular function (GO): flavin adenine dinucleotide binding; 3-methylbutanoyl-CoA dehydrogenase activity
Source: RefSeq, a predicted model, not a curated record